Plasmodium yoelii is the source of this 1098-nucleotide messenger RNA. Its product is annotated as conserved Plasmodium protein, unknown function. Lineage: Eukaryota; Apicomplexa; Aconoidasida; Haemosporida; Plasmodiidae. The record is from RefSeq and is a predicted model, not a curated record. The coding region runs from base 1 to 1098 and encodes 365 amino acids. The transcript has a single exon.
AUGGAAGUAGAGUGGCCAGAUAUGCUGGUAUUACAUCUAAUAAUACAUGAUGUAUAUAAUACAAAAAAAGAUAGUUUAUGUCUAUAUGGAAAACCAUAUAUAAAAUUUUAUUGGAAAAAUAUAAAAUAUAAGAAUUAUUUUAAAUUUGGAUCAGACGAAAUAAGCUAUUUUUGUGAAUUUUUUUUACCUUACAAGUCAGGAGAUUAUAUUGAAAAUUUGAUUAUUCAAAUAUGGGCAAAUAGCUAUUUUAAAAAAACCAAAAAAAUUGCUUAUAAUUAUAUAAAUAUAAAUAAUGUUGAAAAAGAAAUUAAAAUUGAUGGAAAAAUUGAAUUAAUUGGAAAAACAAAAGGAUUUAAAAUGAUUUACACAUUACAAGUUAUAUAUCACUCUUUAUAUAAAUUUAUGAAAAUAAAACGAAUAUUAAUUUUAGAAAAUAUUUCUAUUUAUAAAAUGUUACAAGUUUAUAAAAAAUAUGUUAAUUCACCUUUAGAAUGUAAAAACAAUCUUCUUGAACAAUAUCUUCUUUCUUUAUUUCAUACAAAUGAAUAUUUAAAAAGUGACACACCAUUACGUUUAAAAUCAAAACCAGAAAAAGAUGUUGUAUAUAAAAUAAAUCAAUGCCAUAUAGCUACUAAUACAAAACCUCCAAAAAAUAAAAUUACAUUAAAAGAAAUAAAAAGUCAAAAAAUUUAUAAAAUACCAAGGAUAUGUAUUCAUCGUGAUAAAAUAUUAAAUAAAAUGGACAAAACAAAUGUAGAUACGAAAUUGUCUGAAAAUAGAGAAAAUAGCGAAAAAAAUAAUAAAAAAAAAAAAAAACAGCUAGCUAAAAAUGGUAAAGACAAUUAUAGUAUUAGUAGUAAUAAUAGCUAUGAUAAUAAUAAUAAUAAUAAUAAUAAACAUGAAGAUAUAAAUUGUAAACAAGAUGCAAAUCCAUCUCAAAAUAUGAUAUACACAAUUAUAAAUAAUAUCAAUCAAAGAAUUAAAGCACAAGCUAGUAAGAAGGCCGAUAAUGUUAAAACAAACACAACAAGACAUUUUAUUGAUAUUCGAGGAAAAAGUAAUAAUACAAUGAUAGAAAAUCAAACUCCCAAAACUUGA